UUUUCUCCUGCAGACAAUCCCUUGAUAUGCGACUGCAGACUCGCAUGGCUCUUGCCCGAGAGCAGCGAAGUUCGAGUCGUCGAGUAUCCUAUCUGCGACGGGCCAUGGUGGCUUAGAGGACAGCCGCUCCUGAACCUAACAGAACGAGAUUUGCUCAGACGGGAAGAAGGCUGCGACUCGGGCUGUCGCUGCGAGUGCCACAAGGAUUCGCUCGGACAAGGAUCGAUUGGUGUCAACUGCUCGUCGGUGGCAACGGGCCGCAUUCCCAAGGCGUUUCCCCGAGGCACGACUGAAUUGGAUUUGAGCGGAAACCGGCUCAAACACCUCGGCGACUUCGGCACAAAGGCAGCGCUACAUUUGCGAGUCCUGUCGAUCAAAAACAAUCUGCUUGAGAGCAUCAACGUGACAGACAUUCCAGAAGGCGUGAACUCCCUCGACUUGAGUGACAAUAUCCUGCGCCACCUGCCAUACGACCUCGUAACAAGUCGGAAGCUCACUUCCUUAUGGCUAUCUGGAAAUCAUUUUACUUGCGACUGUGCCGACUACAGAUUCAGGCGGUGGAUUCAAGCUCAUCAAAACGUGAUACGGGAUGCAAAAGAUAUCAUAUGUGCCGAAAGCCCGAGCCCAGGAGUGUCUGGAAAGGCGCUUCUUACGUUAGGGGAGAAGGACCUUUGCCCAACCGUGGUGCCGAGAGGGACAACGUACCUCCUCCUGUCCAUGGGGCUCCUGGCGAUCCUUCUGGCUCUAGCGGCAACCUACCUGCACAAGAAGCGGAGGCUCAACGCUUGGCUUCGCGACUGCAGCUUCUGCGGAUUGUCACCGUGCAUCUCGGAGGACACGGACAAGCUCUUCGACGUCUUCGUCUCCUUCAGCAGCAGGGACUUCGGCUUGGUGCAUGACCAGAUCCUUCCGCUACUGGCAGCUCACGGGUUCACGUACUGCACUUACGAGCGCAACUUCAAGGGCGGCUUUCUCCUGCAAGACAUCAUUCGCGAUGCCGUGGCCUGCUCCAGGAGGACACUGCUCGUCUUGACCAAGAACUUCGCGUUGAGCGAAUGGUGUCGCUGGGAGUUCCGGUUCGCCCAACAGCGCGCCCUACUGGACCACGUCAACCUGCUGGUCAUUGUCUUGGUGGACGAGGAGGCACUGGACGCCUUGGACGAAGACCUGUGCCGGUACGUGCGCGAAGCCAACCAUCUGCGCUGGGGCGAGCCCAACUUCCAGAAGAGGCUGCUGCACUCACUGCCCAAGAGAAACGCGAAGAGGAAGCUCAUAGGCGACAGCCAGGGAUUUGCGCCGAACACCGUGAUCGACGUUGUUAGCACCCAAGAUGCGGAGCCGUUUUCUCCGAGCACGUAUCUCAGACUCGGUCCGCAAGGACAGUGUUCUAACGUCAACUCUGAGGAAAUAUCACUUUGACUACUUUGAAUAAAAAAAUAUGUUGCGUGUAAUAAGGGGGAACGAAUCUUGCCAAGUCUUCAGGGCUGGUAACUGUGACAUUUCUUUCUGUUAUAGCUGCCUUCAAAUAGAAGCUGAGCAGACGACGCGUGCACCUUGGCCUGUAUUAUGGAAAACAUCUAACGCUAUAAUUGUCCGUAGGGAAAAGAAUGAUGGCGAAUAGUGUGCUGGAUAAUUCGUUAGCGACGGCGGACUACUAUUAGUAAAAAGCUUUGUGAAUACGGGGCCCUAUGCUGCUUAGCGCAUAUGAUGCAAGUGCCAGGAAGUCGUCUCCGCUAUCUUUCAGCGCGCCUCGUCCAGCCGCGGAAGCUCCCUAAACUCGGAGUUAGCGCCCACGUACGCGCGCUCUGAGUCAUAUGCGUUGCUUCCAGUGAGCACUUGUCGCGCACUAUAUUGUGUCAGAAACGUCUGCUUUUGCGAAAUUUUUGUGACGUAUCUACUAGUAAAUAAAACGUAGAAUUUUUCACGAAGGCCGCCGCAAAUUGAUACUAGCAGAAAGUAGGUCUUUUAGGCCAACCAGAAUUUCAUUGUGGAAGUUCUUGAAGGUAAUAAAGUGGGGCUGCUUUGUUCA
This is a messenger RNA of Dermacentor andersoni, 2029 nucleotides long. RefSeq names its product protein toll-like. The record is from RefSeq and is a predicted model, not a curated record. Gene Ontology annotation, biological process: signal transduction. Gene Ontology annotation, cellular component: plasma membrane. Gene Ontology annotation, molecular function: protein binding; signaling receptor activity. Lineage: Eukaryota; Metazoa; Arthropoda; Arachnida; Ixodida; Ixodidae.